Molecule: messenger RNA, 1536 nt
Organism: Chenopodium quinoa (quinoa)
Lineage: Eukaryota; Viridiplantae; Streptophyta; Magnoliopsida; Caryophyllales; Amaranthaceae
Product: DNA-directed RNA polymerase V subunit 5C-like
Exons: 4
Coding region: 386-1048 (220 amino acids)
Biological process (GO): DNA-templated transcription
Molecular function (GO): DNA-directed RNA polymerase activity; DNA binding
Source: RefSeq, a predicted model, not a curated record
UAUUUUUGCAAAUGUUAGAUAAUUUUGGUUAAAAAAAAAAUAUUAAUGGUACCUGAAAAAAGCAAAUGUGAUUAACAUUAUGGAUGUCCAAAGAUGACAUAAGUGACUAUCAAUCGAAGACGGAGAGAAUAUUUACUUAUAAAAACGGUAAAAAAAAAAACAUUUCGACUAACCAAGCUAGUUGUCAUCUACUCCUAAUAUAAUGAAAGGAGGUACCUAGGCCCACCUCACAACAUUAGCGUGCUAAAUACAGCUCCUACUGUCCUACAACUACACUACUAGCGUACGUCCUUUCAUCUUCCAUACCUUAAAAAACCUCCUCUUUUCCCCCAUUUUUCAUCCCACACCAAAAACAGCAACAUUUUACACAGAAAAAAGCACCAAAAUGGCUGAUAACAAUGGCGAAUUCAGUAACUGCUUAACCCAUUUUGUAGACAAUGGAAGCGUUGAAAGUCACAGGUAUUAUCUGGCACGUAAAACCCUCUUCGAACUCCUCAAUGACAGGGGUUAUGCUGUUCCUAACUCCGAGUUAACUCGCUCUCUCCCCGAGUUUCGUGCCGAGUUUGGCCAAAAACCUGACCCCCUUUCCCUUCGCAUUUGUGUUCCUCUCCGAGUUGACUCGUCUUCUAAGAUUUUGGUCACUUUUGGUGGAACUGAGGAAAUUAAAAAAGGCAACAUCUUUACAAUUUUCAGCCAAGUCAUUCACAAAGAGAUCUUGCACCGGAUUAUUUUAGUCCUGCAAAGCAAAAUGAAUCACCAUGCUCGAAAAGUUGUGGAUGAAUACCCUGUCAAAACAGAGAUAUUUCAGAUCAGUGACUUGUUGGUCAACAUCACAAAGCAUGUCUUAACACCAAAGCAUGAAAAGCUGACUACUCAGGAGAAGACAUGUCUGCUACAGAAGUAUCAGGUGAAGGAACACCAGUUGCCGCGCAUUCAGGAGAAUGAUGCAAUUGCACGCUACCAUGGACAUGAGAAGGGGCAAGUCAUGAAAGUUGGCUACACUGCUGGAUUACCAAGUUCCCUGGUUACUUAUCGGUGUGUUCUGUGAUGACUGGAGUAAAAAACUCGAUUAAAAAUUCACUCAAACAGUUAACAAUCAUAGAUUUCUUCAUAAUAAGUAUUAUGACAACAAAAUUCUCAUCUUAUGCCACAAAUUUUUGAUUGUUUUGUUGCAAGAUGCUAUCAUGAAACAUGUAAGUUUGGUGCUGGUGAUAUGAAGUACAUAAACAACAGUAUUUGAUGCAUGCUACUUGGAUUUGUUGCUUUGUCGAUUUCACUUAGGCCCUGUUUGGUUUGAUGUAAAACGUUUUCAUGGAAAAUGAAUUUUCCAUUUUUUCCCAUUUUCCUUUGUUUGGUUUGUUAAGGGGUGGAAAACAAUUUUCCAAGGAUGGAAAAUUUCAUCCUUAAUGAUGGAAAACAUUUUCCUUUCCAAAACAAGGGAAGCCACAUUUUCCUCUCUUCUCCUUACCUCCUUUUUUUACUCUCCUCUCAUUCAUCCUUACAUUUCCACUCUUAUUUUUUAUUUUCUUGGACUUU